ACAGCCACUUGUAUCCCGGCGUUCCGCUGUGAAGUCGCGCUGAACGAUUCGAUGGAUGCAUUGGUUGCCAAGGUUGUCGAGGAGUUGAACAGCGAGGAUGGUCAGUGGAGGAAGGCGUAUGGUGAUGAUGCGCUUGUCACGAUGUACGUGUUUCGGUCAUAGUCAUUCGAUGUUCUGACCGUUUUGUAGUCGUGAUGUAUGCCUCACCUUCAAGCAGAAGGUCACUACGCAGUACACUCACAUCAAACCGAAGAAGUACGGGUCCAUACGGCAGUUCUGGGACUUACAUACACGCCAGAAGGGGCUGUACUUCAAUGACCAUCAGAUCAAGCACUUCUCGCCUGCGAUUGGCGUUCUUGUGCCAAUCAGCUGCACCCAGCCUAAGGUGGAUUCCGACGACAGUGGUGAUCGUGAUCGCGGCCGUCAAGAAGGAAAAGCUUGAUGACAGGUCAGUCAAUGUGAAGGUAGAGGUGAAGGACGAGGUGAAGGAGGAGCCUAUCGAGCCAGCACUGCCGAAGAAGCAACGUGCUGCACGCCGUAAGGCGCCGACAGUCAAGCCUCCAUCGCCACUGCGUCCUAUCGUUCUACAUCGCUCGAUCACGUUUUUCUAUGAGCAGCCUGUUCGUGAGGAUGAAACAUGGUCACUUCAGAGAUCUGUCAACGACUUUCAGGGGAAACUCCAUAUUCCAUUGACUGCUGGCAACUCAAGCAGAGUGCGAGAGCUUCUUGUCGAUGAUGAUGCUUCCAUUCUCCUCGGAGGCCCACGCUUUGAUGUCUACAACUCAGAGCUAGAUGCUGCUCAGCUUCAAGUCCUUCGUGUGGCAAGGCUUGGCGAUUUGCUCUCAGGUUUUCUGGCAGCACUUGGAAAGCAGCCUGCAUGGUUUCUAGACAUUGAAGUUCCCACUUACUUCAUUGCCUUGGAACUUGAAGACAGCAAUGAAGUACCCAAGACUGUCUUAGUCUGUUGCCCACAUGCUGCCGCUGAAGAGCUAUCGGGUGAUCUUGCACCAGAGAUCCAGGCUGAGAUCAAUGCCCUCACUGUAGCCCUCUCACACUAUUCUUUGCAUAGCUGUGAUGGUGACAAGGUAUAUGCAAGUUUCAAGACAAGCAUAACAGAGGGUGGGGCCAAGUUACAGAUAUUUGAUCCUGUGAUCCAUUCCAUCUCUGGUGAUGAAGGACUCCAUGAUCAAGGCCAAAAUGCUGUUUUGGACUUCAAGCUAAAACAUGCAUGCUCAAGACUCUGUUCCAAACUCAAGCUCCAACCUUUUGUAGAUGCAGCCUAGGUGAAGUUCAAUCCUGGUGUAUAUGCAUAGCAGAUGGAUUCAGCAGUAACAUACAACAUUCCUUUGGCCAUUUACUUACAGCCUUUUAAUACAAAAUCUAAUUUGUUUUUGUAAACUGGGAUUUGUACUCCCUGUGUGAUUGAUA
This is a messenger RNA of Fomitopsis serialis, 1428 nucleotides long. RefSeq lists its product as uncharacterized. Gene Ontology annotation, molecular function: ATP binding; protein serine/threonine kinase activity. Lineage: Eukaryota; Fungi; Basidiomycota; Agaricomycetes; Polyporales; Fomitopsidaceae. The transcript has 9 exons. Bases 195 to 1283 code for a protein of 362 amino acids. Gene Ontology annotation, biological process: protein phosphorylation. The record is from RefSeq and is a predicted model, not a curated record.